Molecule: messenger RNA, 1943 nt
Organism: Thunnus maccoyii (southern bluefin tuna)
Lineage: Eukaryota; Metazoa; Chordata; Actinopteri; Scombriformes; Scombridae
Gene: map2k6
Product: mitogen-activated protein kinase kinase 6
Exons: 12
Coding region: 216-1361 (381 amino acids)
Biological process (GO): protein phosphorylation; MAPK cascade
Molecular function (GO): ATP binding; MAP kinase kinase activity
Source: RefSeq, a predicted model, not a curated record
CAAGCAGGAAGAACGUUCUCUCGCAGGGGCUCGCACUGAUCCAAGUUAGGAGCUUUCAGCUGCCAGCCUUGGCCCAUCAUGUAAGUGCUGCGGAGAAUUCUUUGCAGUGCAAUUGCAAAAUUACCUCUUUUCCCGUCGCCUGUGGGGGCUGUGCAAUUGUAACACCGCUCUUUGCACGGACACGCACGCCUCGGACGCAAAAAGGCUCCAAGUGCAUGAAGAUCGAGGCUUGUAUUUUGCAUCUUUGUUGCAAAGCAAGCCGCCGAGGCUCCAGUGCGAGGGCGAUGGAGGGAGGGAGUGAGAAAGAAGGCAAAGUCUUUUGUGCUUCCCCUCCCCCUCAUCAAAGCAAAGGGGAAAUGUCUCAGCCAAAGGGAGGUAAGAGGAAGCCGGUGCUCAAGCUCUCCAAGGAGGUGUUUGAGCAGCCUCCUCCUGCCGCAGUACCCCCCAGAGAUUUGGAUUCGAAAGCUUGUGUAACCAUCGGCGAGAAGAAUUUCGAGGUGAAGGCAGAUGACCUGGAGCAGAUCUGCGAGCUCGGCCGCGGAGCGUACGGCGUGGUGGACAAGAUGAGGCACGUACCCAGCGGCCUGAUAAUGGCCGUCAAGAGGAUUCGGGCCACAGUGAACAGUCAGGAGCAAAAGAGGCUGCUCAUGGACCUGGACAUCUCCAUGAGGACAGUGGACUGUUUCUUCACAGUCACCUUCUAUGGAGCACUAUUCAGAGAGGGCGACGUAUGGAUCUGCAUGGAGCUGAUGGACACCUCCCUCGACAAGUUCUACAAGCAGGUGAUCGAGAAGGGCAUGACCAUCCCCGAGGACAUCCUGGGAAAGAUCGCUGUCUCGAUAGUAAAAGCUUUGGAGCAUCUGCACAGCAAUCUGCAAGUCAUACACAGAGAUGUGAAGCCCUCCAACGUGCUGAUUAACACUCAGGGCCAGGUGAAGAUGUGCGACUUUGGAAUCAGCGGCUACCUGGUCGACUCCGUGGCUAAAACCAUGGAUGCUGGCUGUAAACCCUACAUGGCGCCGGAGAGGAUCAACCCGGAGACGAACCAGAAAGGCUACAAUGUCAAAUCUGACAUCUGGAGUUUAGGAAUCACAAUGAUCGAGCUCGCCAUCCUGCGCUUCCCGUACGACUCAUGGGGCACACCCUUCCAGCAGCUGAAGCAGGUGGUGGAAGAACCUUCGCCCCAGCUUCCUGCCGACCAGUUCUCCCCUGAGUUUGUGGACUUCACAUCUCAGUGCUUAAAGAAAGUUUCCAAAGAGCGGCCGACUUACACAGAACUCAUGCAACAUCCCUUCUUCACCUCCUAUGAGGCCAAAGAAACCGACGUGGCUAGCUUUGUGAAAGUCAUCUUGGGGGACUGAGUCACCACUCAUACAAAAGAGAGAGGUUGAAUCUGUUAAAAUGGAAAAAAAAAAAAAAAAAUUACAACAAACAAACAAAAAGCACCAAUCGCAGCCCCACCUCCCCCCCAUCCUGUUACCUGAAGGACUCCUUUCUGCCUCACCGUACUCUCACCCCUCCCUCCAGAAACAGACAGAUGGAGCCCAGAGGAGAAGCUGACGAAGCAGAACGAGGAGCUCCCCACCUUCACCUCCAUGUUCCCUGUACAUACCUGUCAUCGGAGGGGGAGGGGAGGGGAGACAGGGGGGUUAAACCAGUUCCACUCACUCAUAAUCUGGAAUAAUUGAAGAUGUCCGUAUGCAAAAACAUCCUCUUUUGGUUAGAUUUGUCUCACCUUUGUGCAUCGCCUACUACUCAAAAAUUGUUGUUAUUAGUCAGCGAGUUGACCAUGUGUGGAGUUUUAACCUGUCAUAAUGGUCAACCCCGAGUUUAUUUUUCUUUUGCUGAAAAAGUGAAAAGAGGUGCAGAUUAUAUAUAUAUUAAAAAAAAAAGAUGAAUGAUAUAAUGAUAUCUAUGUAUAAUCUAAACGUUUGUAUACUCAA